AUGACUCUUGUCGUCUCUCUUCUUCUUUUGUACGGUAUUUUCUCAGAAUGCGCCCAGAACAGUGACUGCGGGGGUGCGACCGGCGUCUGCAACGUCACGAUCGGCGGCAAGAAGUACUGCUCCAAGUGCGACGGAGCACGGGUCCCCGUCAACGGAGACUGCAGGCUGCUGAGCCUCUCGCGGAGCAUAUGCAUAGUUCCUACAGAUAGCACCCCCACUCCAGGCUCCUGCUCGGGCUGCAUCCGUGACUUCCUCUUCUACAGGGGCGGGUGCUACCGCACGGCAUCCCUGAUCAACGCCAUAUGCAAGGAGAAGCACAUCGUCGAGGAGGGGAUGUACUGCGGGGCGUGCGCCAUCGAGGGCGACGUCCCGAUCGACGGGGUGUGCGUAGCAGCAAGCGCAGAUAGCUCUGGAAACACGUGUGACAAGGGCGUGUGCACGACAUGUGGCAACGGAUACUUCUUCCACUACGGGUCGUGCUACAAGUUCGGAGGGUCCCCGGGUGCCAACAUUUGCUCUGACAGUACUAGCACUACUGGCUCUGUCUGUGGCUCUUGCGGGUCGAAGUUUGUCAAGAACCCUAGUGCGGGCCCAUCUGCCACCUCCUGCUUCGCGUGCUACGGCCUGGACGGGACCCUCUUCUGCGAGCGCUGCCGGAUGAACGUGCUCACGAGCACAGAUGUGAAGCCCACCCUCUGUACGAAAUGUAAGUCGGGGCACAUCCCCCUCGAUGGACGAUGCAUCUCCGCCUUCUCUGCUGCUUCUGCACUCGCCGGCUGCUCCACCUACAAAGGUUCAGACAAUGCCAUGGGACUUUGCGAAACGUGCUCCUCCGGCUACAUGCUCUUCUACGGGAGCUGCUACUCUGUCAACGGCCCCCUCGCCCAGGCCAUCUGCAAGACCGAGAACCAGAUCUACCUCGGGGGAAGAGUCUUCUGCAAGCAGUGCGCCCAGACAGACCACUACCCCAUCAACGGCUUAUGCAUUGCUGAUAAGGGAUCACAUACGUGCGAGGCGGGCAUCUGCACAGCAUGCGACACCAGCACAACCCCCGUCGACAACUCCAAGGUUUUCCCGUUCUAUAACGGCUGCUAUGAUGCAAACUCUGCAAUCGGAAAGCUAAUAUGCCAGGAGGCGUCUAAUGGAGCGUGCUCAACUUGCAAUACAAACGAGACAUCGAAUAUAAUAGCUAAUCCUAAUUCUGCAGAUGGCCAACCAAAAUGUCUUGGAUGUUGGGACGAGGCAGCUACUGGGGUGGCCAACUGCGGAGGGUGUGCGACCGGCACAGACGGCGAUUCCAAGAUCGUCUGUAGCAAGUGCACCGACUCGACGGAACCCAAAGACAACACGUGCCCUCAGGCCCUCCCGCCCACAACGCCUGAAGGAUGCGCCGUCCAGGGCUGCCAGGCGUGCUCGAAGGACUCUGCCACGACGUGCGACACUUGCUUCUCUCCACUUGUCAUGAAGGAGGACAAGACGAAGUGCUUCGGGAGCUGCCUUGCGCUGGGUCUUGGCUACUACAACGACGCCGGUGUGUGUAGGCCAUGCACCAGCAAGUGCCUCACGUGCACAGACGGGACCACAUGCACCCAAUGCGCCGAAGGGUACUAUCUCGAGGUGUCGGGCGCCGGCUCAACGACGGGGACCUGCAAGGCGUGUGCCGCUGGGUGCUCGACGUGUACUGGUGCUGGUGAUAGCCUCUGCUCCACGUGCGUCACAGGGUACUACGCCGCAUUCAACGUUAGGCAGGGAGGACCCGGAAAGUGCGUUCAAUGCAGCGUCUCUGAGGACGGGUACACUGGCGUUGAGCAUUGUGCAGCCUGCUACAGCACUACAGGGCAGACAACUGGUGCCAAGAAUGUGGUCUGUGAGAGCUGCGAGGACGGGUACCUUAAAGAACAUGUCGAUAACAAGGUCGUCUGCAACCCACCAGCCCCGAAGUGCACGGUUCCGUUGUGCGCCAUAUGUGUCGAAAACGACGCGAUGAGGUGCGAGCACUGCACGACCGGCGCGUACCUCUGCCCGCGGACGGCGGCGUGCACGAAGGACUGCGCCAGCUGCGGCGGCUCGAUGUACCCCGACGAGGACCUCGGGGAGUGCCAGCCGUGCGACAUCACAAACUGCCUGGUCUGCGCGACGGGGCUCAAGUGCGAGAGCUGCGCGGAGAACGCCGUCCCCAUCUCCCCGGACGUCUACCAUACGGCGUGCAUGGGCUGCAGCGACACCGGGGGCAUGGACGGCUGGGUGGGCCUCGCGGGGUGCACGACCUGCGAGCUGACCGACAAGGGCGGCGGGAGCGUCAACUGCCUCGACCCUGGCUACUACCGGCGGGGCGGGCUCGGCGGGGGAGCAAUCGCCGCCAUCGUCAUCGUCGUCCUCCUCGUCCUGGCCGUCGCCGGCUUCCUCGUCUGGUGGUUCGUCUUCAGGAGGGGCGGCCGGCCCAAGCGCGGGGCGAAGUACACAUCGCUCAUGCGGGGCGAGUCCUACGACUACCGCCAGUCCCUAAUAUGA
Giardia duodenalis is the source of this 2511-nucleotide messenger RNA. RefSeq names its product High cysteine membrane protein Group 3. NCBI's taxonomy places the organism in Eukaryota, Fornicata, Diplomonadida, Hexamitidae. Bases 1 to 2511 code for a protein of 836 amino acids. The record is from RefSeq and is a predicted model, not a curated record. The transcript has a single exon.